CUGUGAAAUAUCAGUGAGUAAAAAACGAACAGAUGCAGAAUUAUGUGCUUUAUUAUUUUCAAAUCUGUGUUAAUGACACGAAGAGUCCCGGUGUCUGCUACUGUCAGUGAGGGCAAUUUCCUGUUAAUCAGCUGAUUUGCCGUUAAGUUCUCCUAUUUCUUCACGGGCGAACCAGUCAGACUUGCUCCAUAACGAACUUUGCAGGGGGAAAUAGAAUACGGAACACGAACAUUUAAAUACAGCCAUCCCUGCAUGUUCGCACCACAAGGCAGACGGAGGGACACCGUGUUGCAGCUUUCACAUUCCAGUUUCGAGAGGAUCAUCAGAAGAGGAAAAAGCAAAAAUGGGUUAUGGAGACAUCAUGCGUGUUGAAACUACUGGUGCUUCAGAGAAAACAGCCCGGAAGGACAAGCUGGAUUACACAGGUGUGAAGGCGUCACACACCAUGGCAGAGACUGAUCAGGGCCGAAUGAAAAAGUACAAGUCCAUCAUCAGCACAGUGGGAGACAAAUAUGGAAUCGAUCCUGCUAUUAUUGCUGGCAUCAUCUCCAGAGAGUCCAGGGCUGGAAAUGUGCUGCAUGAUGGCUGGGGAGACUAUGACCCAAAAAGAGGAGCGUAUAACGCCUGGGGACUGAUGCAGGUUGAUGUCAAUCCUAGCGGAGGUGGACACACUGCACGGGGCGGGUGGGACAGUGAGGAACAUCUCUGCCAAGGCACAGAGAUCUUGAUUUAUUUCAUCGAACGGAUCCAAAAAAAGUUUCCUGCCUGGAGCCCGGAGCAGCAGCUGAAAGGAGGGAUAGCAUCCUACAAUAUGGGAGACAAAAACGUCCGUACCAUUGAAAGAAUGGAUGUCGGCUCAUCAGGUGGAGACUACUCCAGUGAUGUUGUUGCCAGAUCUCAGUGGUACAAAAACAAUUUUUUUUAAAAGCUGAAGCUGUCCACAACAAAAUUCUCCUCAAGAUCUCCUUCAAAUCAUGAAGAAAACAAUGUAAUGAGUGUAAUUUGUCAAAACUUAAGGUGAAUAAACAUAA
This is a messenger RNA of Thunnus maccoyii (southern bluefin tuna), 1031 nucleotides long. RefSeq names its product lysozyme g-like. Bases 344 to 925 code for a protein of 193 amino acids. Gene Ontology annotation, molecular function: lysozyme activity. The transcript has 5 exons. Lineage: Eukaryota; Metazoa; Chordata; Actinopteri; Scombriformes; Scombridae. Gene Ontology annotation, biological process: peptidoglycan catabolic process. The record is from RefSeq and is a predicted model, not a curated record.